UAUGGCACAAGCCAGUGCUCAAGCUGGAUAUCAAAAUAACCCACAGAGCAGUGCAUAUUCAAGUAGUACACAAAGUGGUGGAUAUCCAAAUAGUAAACAAGGAAGCUAUCCUGACACUACAUGGACAGCAACAUUUCCUCAAUUCAGUUAUCCAAAGACCACUCGUCAAACAGCUUAUCCACAGGCUUCCUUCCAACCUCAGUCAACCAAUACUCAGACUGGUCCUCUGCCUUCUCAGCAGGGAACUAGUUUACCACAAACAACUCCCCAACCAGAGACUAUAUCACAAGAGCCAAAGUUACGAGAGAUACCAAUUGCCCAUGAAACAUUUGUGCCUCGACAGCCACCACCGCAUAAUCAAACACACAUGCCGCAGCAGCCGCAUCAUCCACAACAGCAACAACAAAAACCACAGGAACAAAGGGUGACACCUACACCACCGAGCCACUCACAAAGGAGUGAAACACCUAACAGCAGUCGUCAGUCUCCUGAAACUGCUGCCCAGUCUGGUAACGGCAAUGGAACCAGUACACUAAAAAAGAAACCCUCUACACCGAUGGAACAAAUUGAGGAAGUGGUAAAUAAUAUAGGGGAAUAUGAAAUGAGGGUCACUCAGUUUAAAGGAACUAAAAAAGACAAGGAGUAUAAAGUGUUAGAGGAAAUGCUGACAAAAAAUUUACUGAAACUUGAUGGCGUGGAAGCUGGUUGUGAUAAUAACGUUCGUCAAAGGCGAAAACAAAUAGUGAAAGAGAUUCAGGCUUAUUUAGAUCAGUUGGAACUUAAAGCUUUUUCUCAGGAGCAGAUAGAGUUGUGAAAUGGAAACAAGUUCCAAAGAUGAACGAACAGAAAAUAACAAUAAAAGCGCCAGUUUGGAAUCUGCUAAACCGAACAAUAAUGGCAACGGAAAGACAGAACCAAUGGACACAUCUGAUCUACAACGGAAAUCUGUAAGAGAAAUUGUUGAUCAAGUAGAAAAUACUAAAUGCUAGUUGUAGAUGUUAUUUGUGUUGAUUAUUUAUUAAUAAGCUUUUUGUUUAUGACUUUUAUUGCAUGGUCUGUACAAUGUAUAUACUAUAUAGAGACACAUUUUAUUGUUUUUGAGAUGUAUAAAUUGUUAAAAUAUAUAUGCCAUGUAUGUUACUCAAUGGAAUUUUAUGAUCUAUUAUUAUUAUUAAGUGCUGUUGUAGUUUUUUCUUGGGGUAUGUUAAUAAAGUACUACACAAGGAAUAUUUAUGUAAUACACAAUGUGUUUAAGGGAUAAACUCUUUUUGUUUUUAUAACAUAAUUAGGGAAUUUAAUUUUUCGAAACUUGUAUUGUUAACAAAUGUACCUUAAAAAUUGAGGAAACAUGUCUGUUUCUCAAUACCAGUUCAUAUGAGUGCGGUGUAUAUUUUAAUCUACUAGGCAGUGGUAUUUUAAACAUAAGCUGGAUUCCCUUGGUUAAAUAUUAUUGGGGGGAAACAAUGACUGAUAUAGAAACAAGUAUUUUGAUUAAAAGUUGUAAACAUGUUAUACAUUUCUUCCAUCUGAUGACGGCUUUUCUAGAUGUAACACAUACAUGACAUACUGUCUUUUUGUCCAGUCUUUCGACUUUUGUCGAAAAAGGGAGACAUAGCGAUUCUACAUUCUGUUGUUGUCGUCUUAAGUGUCCAUAAAUAUUCACUCUGUGGUUUAAGUUUUUGAAAUUGAGAUAAUUGUCAUGGAUUUCUACCAAACUUGAACAAAAGCUGAGGGCUUUUAGCAAAAGUAAUAAAUGGUUUGAGUCAUGUUAGUAUAUAUAUUAUAUAAAGUUAAAAUACUUUUUCAAUUAUUAGUUUUACUUUAUCUGCAUAUUUUAACUUUAUUUAGACUUUGUUAUGCUACUCAAUAAGUCUUCUGUUUACAAAAUACAUAUCUGACAUACAUGUACUUAAUGAUAAGGUUGGCUUCUUUGAUGAUUAUCUCCCCUGAAACAAAAGAAGCAUUAUGUGAGACAUAGUUAUUACUCUUCCACAGCUUUGUAAACUAUUUAUAAGUACAAUAAGCAAAAGGCUAACUAGAUAUGUAUUUAGUGUAUUGAUUGAUUGUAAGGUGUAAAUGUCUGUCUUGCAGGUAUCAUGUGAAAUUGACCUUAUUUUUAAGGUUCCUUGGUAAAUGUUAAGUUUUUGUGUUAAGUUAACUGUUUGGUUUAUGGAAUAACUGUAAUUUGUACAUGUCAAUCUGACAGGUUGUUUUAUCGGACCUUGAUGCUUUUGGUAAAUGUUAAGAUUUUCAGUUUUUGUCCUUUAAAGUACUUCAAGCAAAACAUGCAAAAGGUCAUAUAAAACAAGUGUAACAUGGUGUAUGAAACAGUUUGAAGGUGUAUAUGUCUGUCUGGCAGGUAUUGUCUGACCUUGACCUCAUUUCUAUGUUUCAUUUGUCAAUGUUUUUUUUUAUCUCUUUUACAAUGAUCAUAAGCAAUAGGUCAAUCAUAUUUUGUGUAUAAAAAAAAAUGGAAAGUGUAUUAUGUCUGUCUGACAGUAUUUAUCUGAUUUUACUUUCUGUAAAUAUUAAACUUCAAAUAUUGUAGACUUGCAACAUAAAAUCAAUGGUUAGUAAAGCAGGCUAGACAUUUCACUGUGUCCACUCUUGUUGUUCUAUAGCUUAUUGAUUUAUUAAAUAUUGACUGUGAUAUAGUGUGAGAAAGUGAAUCUCUUAUUCGUAAGGUUGUCAAAACUGUGCAGGGUACAUGGUAAAUAUAUAUUUUAGAGUUUGAAAUGUUUUCUUGGGCCAAUUAAAAUAAAACUUGUGGUUUUAACAUUCUGAAAAACAUUGAAAGCAUUAUCAUGAUUAUUAAUUGAUGACUUUUAUUUAUUUUUGGUCUGAUUUACUUAUUUUAGCUUUAAACAAAUCAGAAGUGAUUACAUUGAGGGUAUAUUAUGUAAGGCUUUUCUCAGAAAUAAACAAAUGAGGCAGGAAUGGAACUUUUUUAUAAUUAGCCAUUCAUAAUAUAAUAUUUUCUUCUUACCACUUACUAUCACAACAUUUGUAUGGAAAUGUAGAAACCCAUAUAGAAUUAUUUUGUUCUGCCCACCCCUCAACACAAUUAAUCUUUGAAAAGCCCACAGAGAAACUGCAUAGACUAUUAUUUUGGUUAGUCUAAUAAUUGAAAUAUAGCAGUAUCAACAUGUAUCAAACAUUUAAACUAUGAAGUCAUUACAUGUAGUGUUAUACAGAUUGAUUAUAAAUAAAACUGGAAGAAUAAUUUUUACAGACUCCAUUUUCUCACAUAAUAUAUAUAUAUAUAGAUAUAUUACCAACAAUCUGAAUUAGUUCUGAAUGAUAAAUUUUUAUUUUCAAAAAUAAUAUAUGAAACACAAGUACAAGUUUAUUUUAUUGAUUUGUUUUUGAUGUUAAGUUAUAUUGGGUUUUAAGUUAUGUCAGUUAUAAUUAUGACCAGCAUUAUUUGUAUUAAGUGUGUGAACAAUUUGUGAAAGAGCCUGGUUGUGUGUUAAGAUUUACAAAAGAAUUUGAAAAUUAUUAAAGGAUUAAAUCUGAUAUAAGAAAAAUCAUUAUGUGGAAUACUCUUUGUAAAAGAUGUCUUUCAUCCUGCUUUACAAUAUCAGAGUUAGUGCCCCUUAAUGUGAAACUUUAAAUUGAUGUUCAAGUAAUUGAUCCUUAAUGUUUAACCUUGGAUUGGCUUGUAGUAUCAUCAAUGUUAAUCGAUGCACUGAUCU
This is a messenger RNA of Mytilus trossulus (common blue mussel), 3695 nucleotides long. Its product is annotated as BAG domain-containing protein Samui-like. The coding region runs from base 2 to 814 and encodes 270 amino acids. NCBI's taxonomy places the organism in Eukaryota, Metazoa, Mollusca, Bivalvia, Mytilida, Mytilidae. The transcript has a single exon. The record is from RefSeq and is a predicted model, not a curated record. Gene Ontology annotation, biological process: protein stabilization. Gene Ontology annotation, molecular function: adenyl-nucleotide exchange factor activity; protein-folding chaperone binding. Gene Ontology annotation, cellular component: cytoplasm; membrane; cytosol.